UGGGAAGCGCCUAACUCUUAGUUUCCCAAAGUUUUAACGCGAAGCUAACGGACGGCUAACGGACGGCUAACGGACAACUGACGGACAACUGACGGACGGCUGAUGGACAGACGUGAGUUCCCGCCUCAGUAGCCGCCUAGACAACAGAUGGACGACAUCAACGUACUACACCACAGAUGCCUCCUGAAUUUGAGGCGUCGAAUCAGAGAUAUCGGGGAUGGACGUCCAGCACAGGAACGAUAUAUGAGGUUGCAGAAGGAUGGAGACACACUCAGUUACCAAGGGAACUCUGAAGAGGUGGGUUGCUAUGUGGCUGGCCAUCCUUUAUCAAAGGGAAAUUGCUACUUCGAGGUGACAAUAGUGGACACAGGGGUGAGGGGGACCAUUGCUGUGGGCCUGGUGCCUAAAUUCUACAGGCUGGACCACCAGCCUGGCUGGCUGCCAUACUCUGUAGCUUACCACGCUGACAACGGCAAGUUAUAUAAUGGCAACCCUGUGGGACAGCAGUUUGGGCCAAAGUGUGCUCGUGGUGACCGUAUAGGCUGUGGAAUACACUCAGAAAACAUUGAAGCAGGCUUUACAACGGUCUUUUUCACCAAAAAUGGCAAAGAGGUUGGUUCGGUGGAAGUUCCCGUGUCUGCAGAGGGACUGUUCCCCGCCGUGGGGAUGCACUCCAUGGGCGAGGAGGUGAAGGUUGACCUGCAGGCUGAGUGGCUCCUGGAGGAAGAUGAUAGUAUGAUGAUGGUGGACAGCCACGAAGAUGACUGGGGGCGGCUUUAUGAUGUCAGGGUGAGCGGCACGCUCUUGGAGUAUGUUGGCAAAGGAAAAAGCAUCAUGGACGUGGGUUUGGCCCAAGCCCGCCAGCCACUCACCACCCGCUGCCACUACUAUGAAUUAGAGAUCGUUGAUGCUGGGGAGAAGUGCUACAUUGCCCUGGGCCUGGCAAGAAGGGACUACCCCAGGAACAGACACCCAGGAUGGAGCCGAGGGUCGGUGGCGUACCACGCAGACGAUGGGAAGAUCUUUCACGGCAGCGGGGUUGGAGACGCUUUCGGUCCUCGCUGCUUCAAAGGUGACAUCAUGGGCUGCGGCAUCAUGUUCCCACGAGACUACAUCCUGGAAGGAGAAGGUGACGUGGACGACUGGGAUCGGCUGGAGGUUCGUCCAGGUCACGCAGGCGUCCAGAACGUUCUGUACCUCAACGACGAAGAGGAGGAGGAAGAAGAUGGGGAAGAGGUAGAGCAGGGACAGGAGGGCAGGAAGGUCAUGGUGUUCUUCACGAGGAACGGGAAGCUGAUGGGCCGGAGGGAGAUGGCGGUCCCUCCUGGCGGCCUCUACCCCACCGUGGGGAUGAUGAGCAGCGGCGAGAAGGUGAAGGUGGAUCUGCAUCCCCUCAGCGGGUGAGCUGGGAGCGCGGUACGGGAACCUCGUGGACGCCCUGCAAACAGCUGGCUGCGCUGUAGAGCUCACCCACGGUAGCCUAGCAUGCUGCUAACACUCGCCAGAACACACUCAGUUCAGCUGCACACAUGCACGUCGCCGUCGUCUUCCUCGACACUGCCUCGGCUUUAAUUUAUAAGACUCUGUACAGUUCACCAGAAACGACCAGAUCGUCGAGCUGGCUGUAAGCGGAGAGGGAGAGGGGUCAGCAGCAUGUACACCUCGAAGCUAAAACUGGAAGAUAUUUAACUGUUAAUUCUAUGCAAUGGAUCUGUACUGCUAUCAUCCGCUCACAUCUUAACCUCCUCCUGCAUGCGAGCGUGUCUCUGAAACACGGAGCUGUUAAAUCCCUCUCAUGAGGUCUGGCACACUCACUUUAUUUCAUUUGUCACGACCCCAAGCAAAGCAGAGCGAGGCCAACAGUUGUGCCGAGUCAGAGCUCGUUGGCGGUUUAUGUUUCAGGGAAUACACCCUCUCUCUCUCUCUCUCUCUCUCUCUCUCUCUUUUUUCCUCUCUCUUUCUCUUUUGGUCUCUCUCACACAGUCUUUCUCAACCUCCCUCUCCCUGUCCCUCUCUCUGGGUGAGGCUGCCCUCCUGUGAGCGAUCAGGGACCUGCUGUUGCCCCACCUCGCUUGCUCUGCUCUCCCGGAGCUGGCUGGGAGUGAACAGUUGGUCUGUUGCGAUAUUUCAGAAAUGCAUCCACGCUCUUCUUGCACGAGGAUUAUUAUUAUUACAGGUUUUUGUUUCUGAGAGUGGAUGAAUUCAGUGUUUUUAUAGUUUCACGUUGGAGCCAGACUACGAAUAAAAACAGGUAUAUUUUCUACAGAGGAUCACUCAAAUGUAUCUUCUGCAUCAAAAGUUCAGGGAUUGUUUUGUUUGUGCACUUUGAGGACAUGAGAUAGUCACAUGGAAGGGAGGCUGGGGGAGACAUUUAGGGCGGACGUGCAUUCAGUGGGUGGACAAAAAUAAAGAAACACCUUCCAGUAUAAAGCAAUCUGAUGCAACACCACAAUCUACAGCCAUAAAAAUAACCACAGAGUUAAAGAAACACCUCUGAGAGCAAAAUGUAACUUUGCAAACCUCACACAGAAGUAUCAGUUGCAGGUCUGUUGGAUUGCAUCAUACUGUAAAGUGUUAUUCUGUGUUUGAAUUCUCCUUUCACUCACUGAGCAUGUUUCCCCUUCGACAUGAAGGAUCAUUUCCCGUCUCUUUCCUCCUUUUUAACCAGAAAGUUUUGAGGCAGUUUUAAAAAAAAAAAAAAAAAAAAAACCUGCUCAAAUCCUCUGUUUUUGCUUUUUGCUGUCAGAAGAUAACUUUCCUCUCUGUGAUGUAGAAUUAACUGCUGGAUGUUUUUUGUUUCUGAAGAUGAAGACAAUGUUUUGGUUGCUGCGCGUGCUGCAUGUUUUAAGAUACUUUUUAGUGAUGUGUUUGUGUGUCUGCACAGCGUAGGACAGCUGCAGCAGGAGCCUGCAUCACAAAGCACAAAGCACCAGAGUCCAGCUCCCUUUUAAACCGAGUUAGAUCGCCGUUGUUACCUGUGCAGGGCGACUUCGUGGAUCGUUUACCUUGAAUAUUAUGUCAAAGAUCGAAGAAACAUUUUUUGCACGAGACUUUUAUCAUCGAUUAAUCUGCUGUUUACUGUAUUUUCUUCUUGAUUUAUUGUUUUUUUGUCUUUAAAAUGUUAGAAAAUUGUUAAUAACACCGUCACAAAAACCCUAAAACCUAAGUUCAUGUCUUCAUGCUAGCAGUGUGCGUCUCUCCCUUCUAAGAGGAUCCGAUAUGUAUCCAGGUACACGAUACGAUUCGGGGACAAUUCGGUGGGAUUUGACGCACAUUUUAAUUUUAUCUUCUCUGUGGACGACCUAAAGCACAGAUCUCCUCUUUUACUGUCCUUCUCUCUCUGGGGAAGUAAAUGAAAUCAAAGCUUUUUAGAGUUUACAGCACUCGUUUCAACCAACUACAGCAGUGAAAAUCCUGCUUUUACAUUAAUAUUACACAUAUAUAUGAUAGUAGAACAGAAACGGGACAGUUCGCUGCGCUUUAGUACUUUUAACUGAACAUUUCUCCUGAUUACACUCAGGAUGAAGGAUCCUAACGCACCGAGCUUUGUGAUUCAGGCUCCAGAGAUAAAAACAAUCUGUGCUGGUGAAUGAGAAAAUACUGUUAUUGUGUCAGUGGGAGCUGGUUUCCACACAAAUAUUAAGAAUGAUGUUUUUAUUGUGUGUGUGUGUGUGUGUGUUUGAUUAAAGGGAAUGAUGAUAUCAACAUUAUUCUAAUGUAUAAAUCCGUUAAAACAACCUCUGCAUCUGCUCACAUCUGUAUUAGUCCAUUACAGCAGCUGUGUACAUUCCUCUGCGCCUCCCUGUGAGUCGCAUACAGCAGGUUUAUCUGUGUCACUCAUUCAUUCAUACACUAGAACACUGCAGACCGUAAUGCUAGACAUAUAACGUGAUGUAUAAUUACUACACAGGGUUAACUAUUAAAAUCACGUAUCUGCUGGAGAUCGUACGUUUGUUUUUAGCUGUCGUCUGUUUUUUUUUUUGGAGCCAUCGAUGAUGAAAUUAUGUAAAUCAGUCUUGUUUUUCUCCUCCUGCAGGGCUGGAUAGAGACUUAAGUUCAGGUCGUUACAGCCUGGAACUGUAAAACUUAAUGCUAGACGGUGCAAAGAUAUUAACGAGACACCGACGUGGACGGUUGUUGUUCUUCCGGCCACGUCUAAGUUCAGGGUAUUAAAGUCACUUCUAUUAAAGUUUACGCAGAAUCUCAGUUUACAGAAAGUUUCACGGUUCAACCAAAUUAGAGCUAAAAUCUGAUUUUAAAUGUUUGUAGCGACUUUACUCACCGAGGACUCGUGUAAUAACUCCUCGCCUUGUUGACUUGCACUAUAAUGGCCUUGUUCAGUACAUGUAUGAUCAUCAAUAAAGGUUUCAGUAACUUAA
This is a messenger RNA of Dicentrarchus labrax (European seabass), 4379 nucleotides long. RefSeq names its product SPRY domain containing 3 (gene spryd3). Lineage: Eukaryota; Metazoa; Chordata; Actinopteri; Moronidae. The record is from RefSeq and is a predicted model, not a curated record. Gene Ontology annotation, molecular function: protein binding. The coding region runs from base 148 to 1404 and encodes 418 amino acids. The transcript has 11 exons.